CAAAUGUUACUUUUAUAAGAUUUCCAAUUUUACUUCCACCAUUACUUCUCACUCUUCGAUUCAGCGACUUCCCCGUCCGUCGCUUCUCUCCACUUCCCCACGUCCGUUAAGAAUUCAAAGUCAUGGACGUUAGAGUCGUAUCAUCCCUCGGAAACUCGCAGAAUCCCUAUAGCAUCACUUACCUGUCUCAGAGAGAUGCGGCUGAGAUCGAAGACCUCCUCGUUGGCCCACUUGGGUUCUCCGCAGAUCAGUUGAUGGAAUUGGGUGGAUUGAGCGUCGCUGCAUCCAUAGCUGAGGUCUAUGGAAGUGAAUAUUGCCGGGUUCUUGUUAUCUGCGGUCCAGGAAACAAUGGCGGUGUCGGUUUGGUUGCCGCUCGUCAUCUACACCACUUUGGAUAUAGACCAUUUGUUUGUUAUCCAAAGCGUAUGCCCAUGACUCCUUAUACUGGUUUUGUUACUCAGCUGGAAUCAUUAUCAAUCCCACUUCUAUCAGUCGAAGACCUGCCUCAAGAAUUAUCAAAUGAUUUUGACAUCUUUGUAGAUGCAAUACUUGAAUUCUCUUUCCAUGGUAAGCCAAGGCCACCUUUUGAUGAUCUCAUCCAGAGGCUAGUUUCUUUAAACAGCCAUGGUCAGACAUGCCAAAGAUCACCUGUAAUUGUAUCAAUAGAUAUCCCCUCCGGCUGGCUUGUUGAAGAAGGAGAUGUCGACAGUGAAGGGAUUAAACCUGACAUGCUGGUUUCAUUAAUGGCACCGAAGCUGUGUGCAAAGAAAUUUAGUGGUCCACACCACUUUCUAGGUGGUAGAUUUCUCCCACUAUCAAUUGUAGAUAAGUAUAAGAUUCAUCUUCCACCCUUUACUCGCCCUUCCAUAUGCGUGCGAAUUGAAAUGCCCCCGCCAGUUGAUGUUUCAGCUUUAAGAGAGAACUGCAUUCCUCCAGCAUUUCUCGAGAAUCAGGCGAAAGCUGACCCUAUAGAGCAGUUCUGCAAAUGGCGUGAAGAUGCAGCAGCUGCUGGCUUGCAUCAACCAAAUGAUGUGGCCUUAUCAACUGUGGACAAGGAUGGAAACCCUUCUUCGCGAAUGGUUCUGCUAAAGGGAGUUGACAAGCAUGGUUUCAUUUGGUUCACCAACUACGAAAGCCGAAAGGCCCGUGACAUUUCUGAAAAUCCUCGUGCCUCGCUUCUUUUCUACUGGGGCGGUCUUAAUCUCCAGAUGUGGAGACAGGUAAGAGUAGAAGGAACAGUGCAGAAAGUCUCCAAUGAGGAAUCCGAGAUAUAUUUCCACAGCCGUCCCCGAGAAAGUCAGAUUGUGGCAAUAGUUAGCAAGCAGAGCACUAUAAUACCGGGAAGGGAAGUUUUUCACCGAGAAUUCAGAGAGUCGGAAGCUAAAUUUCCUGAUGGAAUCUUGAUUCCUAGGCCCAAACACUGGGGAGGUUACAGGCUUAAACCAAGUGUCUUUGAAUUUUGGGAAGGACAACAGUCUCGCCUACAUGAUCGGCUGCAAUACUCUUUGAGAGAGGUUGAUGGAAAGCAAGUAUGGCACAUUGAUCGGUUGGCCCCAUGAAAUUAGUAUUUCUGAAUUCUGGCUUCAUAAGAUCCUCUUAUAUCCAUUCACUAGUCUUUUCUGUAGCAUGGGUUGUUGUCUUCUAUAUAAAUGAUUUGAGAAACUUACUGAGAUGUAAUGAAAAUAAAGAUAAAUUAUGCCA
This is a messenger RNA of Magnolia sinica, 1701 nucleotides long. RefSeq names its product pyridoxine/pyridoxamine 5'-phosphate oxidase 1, chloroplastic-like. Gene Ontology annotation, cellular component: mitochondrion. Gene Ontology annotation, biological process: pyridoxine biosynthetic process. The transcript is spliced from 14 exons. The coding region runs from base 123 to 1559 and encodes 478 amino acids. Gene Ontology annotation, molecular function: pyridoxamine phosphate oxidase activity; NAD(P)HX epimerase activity; FMN binding. NCBI's taxonomy places the organism in Eukaryota, Viridiplantae, Streptophyta, Magnoliopsida, Magnoliales, Magnoliaceae. The record is from RefSeq and is a predicted model, not a curated record.